This is a messenger RNA of Rhinopithecus roxellana (golden snub-nosed monkey), 1407 nucleotides long. Its product is annotated as putative tripartite motif-containing protein 75. Gene Ontology annotation, molecular function: protein binding; zinc ion binding. NCBI's taxonomy places the organism in Eukaryota, Metazoa, Chordata, Mammalia, Primates, Cercopithecidae. The record is from RefSeq and is a predicted model, not a curated record. The transcript has a single exon. The coding region runs from base 1 to 1407 and encodes 468 amino acids.
AUGGCAGUGGCAGCAGCUCUGACCGGACUCCAAGCAGAAGCCAAGUGCUCCAUCUGUCUGGAUUACCUGCGUGACCCCGUCACCAUCGAAUGUGGGCACAACUUCUGUCGUUCCUGCAUCCAACAGUCCUGGCUGGAUCUACAGGAAUUGUUCCCUUGCCCUGUCUGUCGUCACCAAUGUCAAGAGGGGCACUUCAGGAGCAACACUCAGCUGGGAAGGAUGAUUGAAAUUGCCAAGCUACUCCAGAGCACCAAGGGCAAUAAAAGGAGGCAGGAAGAGACAACCUUGUGCGAGAAACACAACCAGCCCCUGAGCGUUUUCUGCAAGGAGGACCUGGUGGUGUUGUGUCCCCUGUGCACUCAGCCCCCUGACCACCAGGGCCACCAUGUGAGGCCCAUAGAGAAAGCUGCCAUUCAUUAUAGGAAAAGAUUCUGCAGUUACGUCCAGCCCCUGAAAAAGCAGUUGGCAGACCUCCAAAAAUUAAUAAACACUCAAAGCAAAAAGCCCUUAGAACUGAGAGAGAUGGUGGAAAAUCAAAGGCAGGAAUUAUCCUCUGAAUUUGAGCACCUCAACCAGUUUUUAGACCGUGAACAACAGGCAGUUCUCUCCAGAUUAGCUGAAGAAGAGAAGGACAACCAACAGAAACUCAGUGCAAACAUAACAGCAUUUUCAAACUACAAUGCCACACUCAAAAACCAGUUAAGUAAGGUAGUAGAGCUCAGCGAGCUGUCUGAACUGCAAUUGCUGUCACAAAUUAAAAUUUUCUAUGAGUCUGAAAAUGAGAGUAGCCCAUCGAUCUUUUCAAUUCAUUUAAAGAGAGAUGGCUGCAGUUUUCCUCCCCAGUAUUCUGCUCUGCAGAGAAUUAUAAAGAAAUUUAAAGCAGAUAUAGUUCUAGACCCUGAAACAGCACACCCUAACCUGAUUGUAUCUGAAGAUAAAAAAUGUGUGAGAUUUACAAAGAGAAAACAAAAGGUUCCUAGUUUCCCAAAAAGAUUUACAGUCAAGCCAGUUGUUCUAGGUUUUCCAAGUUUUUAUUCUGGCAGGCAUUUCUGGGAGAUUGAAGUGGGGGAUAAGUCAGAAUGGGCUAUUGGCAUUUGCAAAGAUUCUCUUCCCACAAAGGCCAGGAGACCCUCAUCAGCCUCGCAGGAAUGUUGGAGAAUUGAGCUGCAAGAUGACGGCUAUCGUGCACCAGGGGCUUUUCCAACCCCUCUAUUGUUAGAGGUGAAAGCCAGGGCCAUUGGCAUUUUCCUGGACUAUGAGAUGGGUGAGAUCUCAUUCUAUAACAUGGCUGAGAAAUCUCACAUCUGUACUUUCACUGACACUUUUACUGGACAUCUUCGGCCUUAUUUCUAUGUAGGACCAGAUUCACAACCUCUCAGAAUCUGUACAGGGACAGUUUGUGAAUGA